AUGGCUUCAGAAUCAUUGCCGUCCUCGUCGGGUUCACCUGCUUCACCUGCAUCUUCAUCUUCCUCCUUCACACAACCACCACCACCUCAUUCUCCAUCCCUCAACGCCACCACCUCAUCCAACAUCGACAUUCCCGUCCUCAUCUCCGGUGCUGGUCCAACAGGGCUCAUGGCCGGCCUCCUCCUCGCAAAGAUGGGCAUCCCCAGUCGAAUCAUCGAGCGUGACAUGGCCCCCACCCUAGACUCUCGAGCCAUCGGAACCCACGCAAGAACUAUCGAAAUCUUCAAGCUCACAGACAAAGCAUUUUAUGAGGAGGUUGGAGGCCAAUCCUGGAAGUCCGAGUCGAUGCGGUUCUACUUUGGGAGCAGCCUGGUGGCAGACAUCAAGCCGAACCCAAGCAAGGAUUCAGAGUUUCAUGUCCCCUGGAUGUUAGCGCAGACAGAGACGGUCAAGAUUCUGACGGAAGCGUAUGAGAAGACGGGGAUCGGGAAGGUGGAGCGUGGGUGGGAGUUGUUGGAUACCAAGGUUGUUGAGCAGGAACAGGAGCAAGUUGAGCACCAGCAGGCAGAGGAUGGAACGACACAGGAUAUGAAAACGACGACUGCAACGACCUCAUGGGUGGAGACGACGAUGCGAAGGGCGAUUGAGGGAAGCAACAAGCGCAAGGGCGAGAGUGUGGUGUUGGGCACUGUUGACAUGGCAGGGGAGGAUAAGGACAAGGAUUACGAGGUCAAGGUAGUCCGGUCCGAGUACUUGAUUGCCUCUGACGGUGGCCGGUCGACGGUCCGACACCGACUCAACAUCCCAUUCCCAGGCCGUACUCGCGACAACAACUUCAUUCUCUUUGAUGGACAUGUCGAGACCGACCUAUCCAACACCCAUAUCACGUUCAUCAAUGGAGAUAAUUGUCGCUCUGUCGGAAUGUUCCCCAUCCGCGACAACAGAGUCCGUUUGAUGCUCGACGACGGUAUACUAACCCAAGAACAGUUCAACGCACGAGAGCCCAAGACCCCGACCAAGGAAUACUUUGAGAAUCUCCUUCAGGAAACCUUGGGUACCCUCAAGCUCAAGGUCCUCAGCUACAACUGGCUGGCCUACUACAGGGUCAAUGAGCGCCGAUCUGCCAAGUUUGCGCACAAGCGACGGAUUUUUUUGGCCGGCGAUGCUGCCCAUUGCCAUUCUCCUGCUGGUGGUCAAGGAAUGAACACGGGUCUGCAGGAUUCAUACAACCUGGCAUGGAAGAUCGCGCUGGUCCUCAACGGAACAGCGCCUCAAUCGCUCCUGGACUCUUACAGCGAGGAACGCAUCCCCAUCGCUGACGAAAUUAUUAAGCUCUCGGCCAAGACCCUUGAAAAUGGUGUCUACCGAGGCUGGUUGUCGUCCAACAUGAAGCGAAUGAUGCUUUCAAUCACGCCCUUUCUCACUCGUUACUUACCCAAUGGCAGAAGCCGUCCUUCCUUCUCCAUGUUGGGACUUCGGUACCACGAGAACUCGAUCAACAAGGCCCACAAAUCUCAACACUACUCGGUCACAGGACCUGCUUCCAUCGGACAAAGAGCCCCUGACGACAUCCUUGUCCCUUUCACAGCACCUGCAGAUACAUCGAUGCCAAGGUCAGAGUCGCUAACUGAACUGGAGGAUGAUUCGACUGGUCAACCCGCAACAACACGACUCUACGAACUCCUCGCCUUCCCUGGUGUCUUUCAUAUUCUCAUCUUUGCGGCCGAUCGUCUCGCGAAGGAUAAGGACUUUGAUUCCAGUCUGGUCAAGGAUGUUGACCACUACCAACGGGUAUGGUUGUCCAGAUGGCCAGGACUCAGAGGAGUGUUGGAAUCAAACGCGAGCUCGGAGGCGAUGAGUAGCAAGAAGACGAAGUCGACACCUCAGUUCAUGGUUCAUGUCAUCUCCAGCGCCACACCCUCCUCUUCCUCCUUCGACUCGGAUCCCCAUGAAACAACCACAACAGCAAUGGCGGAUAGGGCAGCAGGCUUUGGAAAAAUUUAUGUCGAUCGCGAAGGAGGGCGACUGCAUGAGCGAUAUGGAUUCGUGGGCGUGUCGACUAGGAAGAGCGGAGGAGGGAUUGUUAUUCUUCGCCCUGACACGCAUAUCGCGUUCCGGGUGUCGAAUGUUGACAGUGCUGCGUGGGUGGAAGUGGAUGAGUACUUUGAGUCUAUCUUGGUCAAAUAG
Molecule: messenger RNA, 2187 nt
Organism: Linnemannia hyalina
Lineage: Eukaryota; Fungi; Mortierellomycota; Mortierellomycetes; Mortierellales; Mortierellaceae
Source: the annotation of a GenBank genome assembly